Fusarium proliferatum ET1 is the source of this 1815-nucleotide messenger RNA. RefSeq lists its product as uncharacterized. The record is from RefSeq and is a predicted model, not a curated record. The coding region runs from base 1 to 1815 and encodes 604 amino acids. Gene Ontology annotation, biological process: protein maturation. Gene Ontology annotation, molecular function: threonine-type endopeptidase activity. Lineage: Eukaryota; Fungi; Ascomycota; Sordariomycetes; Hypocreales; Nectriaceae. The transcript has 3 exons.
AUGUCAGACAGUCUCGAUGAUGAUCCCCCUAUUAGCUCAGGAUCCACCCCUCAUGGAACGGAUGGCGCUUUCGAUCGGGUAAUGAAAGUGGCACAGAGAACCAAAACAGUGCCUGCUAUCUUUGUUCACGCCGGGGCUGGGUUUCACAGUCAUCAAAAUGAGCACAUACAUCUUCAGGCCUGUGUUGCUGCGGUUGAGAUGGGCAUGAGGUUCCUCAGAGCCGGUGCCAGCGCAACUGAGGCCGUCGAAGCAGCCCUCCGGAUCCUCGAGGAUAAAGAAGUUACCAACGCUGGGUACGGCUCUAAUCUUUCUAUUGAUGGUGUUGUGGAAUGCGAUGCCACCGUAGUGGACCAUCUUGGCCGCAGCGGCGCCUGUGGUGCUGUUCCUAAUAUUCGAAACCCGAUAUCCCUGGCCAAACUCGUUCUAGAUAUGAGCAAUAAACCAUUGAGCCUGAGGCGAGUUGCACCAAACGCUCUUGUUGGAGAGGGCGCCAGGGCUUUCGCAGAGGAGCAUGGUCUGAUGAUAUACCCCAAUGAGUAUAUGGUUUCGAAGAAUGCUAGAGACCGCUUUCUGCGCUGGCAGGAAGACUUGAAGCGAGCUGAGUCGAAGGGUCAAGAGUCCAAAGCUUUGUCUGAAACUGUUGAUACAACAGCAACAUGUCCCCCGUGCCAGUACGAUACAGCGUCGCCGACAAAGCCACGUUCAUCACUUCCGCGUGAUCAACGGCCUGCGGUUCUUGUCGGUACUUGGAACGAGGGACAGCCUGACUCUCCUUUCACUGGUACACCGAUCCAAGAUGUGGCGUCGCCAGAUCAAUUGACAAGCACAAGCUACUUCAGAGCCACAGGCACCUCUCCCCCAACAGUCGGCCGUACUUCGUUUACCCGGAGUCCUCAGGAGGGAGCGACACAGACGUAUGCUGGUGUUGUGAGUGGUGCCCAGGAUGUAUUGUCCUCCCCAUUUCGACCUAGUCUAUCUCGAAAAUCCAAUUCUUUAGCUGAGGAUUUUAAACCUGUCUUGCCUGAGAAUGCAUCAAUCCGCCACAAGCACCAUGCACACGCCUCAAACAAGGUCGAUAAUACAUCACCACGAACUCCUACUGGGAAUAGGGGCAACGGCCUUGAUCGCCAAAGCUCCUCAGGUCCUCGUGGGGCUAAGCGACCUCUCAGUCCUGAUGAAAAAUCGCAGCCUCAUUCAAGAGCUGUACACGACCGCCUUCAUUACGGGUCUGUUAGCGAGGACGUCAUUACAGACACUAUUGGUGCCAUUGCGAUCGAUGAUCGAGGCCAAAUUGCUGCUGGCUCAUCUUCAGGUGGUAUCGGAAUGAAGCAUCGAGGCCGUUUAGGACCAGCUGCUCUUGUGGGAGUUGGCACGGCCGUUGUGCCCUGUGACGAUGAGGAUGACGAUGAGGUUGCUGUCGCUGCAGUCACAAGUGGCACAGGAGAGCAUAUGGCUACUACCAUGGCCUCCCAGCGAUGUGCGGAGAGGAUUUACCAUGGCACAAGACGUGGAAAAGGAGGCGCCAACAUUCAGGACGACGAUGAAGAUGCCAUCAUGGAGUCUUUCAUUGCUGAGGACUUCAUGAAGCAUCCCGGUGUCAAGAAUUGCCAUUCAGCAGGUGCCAUUGGUGUCAUGGUGGUCAAGAAGACGCCUUCAGGCUACUAUUUCUACUUUGCUCACAACACAGAUUCCUUUGCCCUCGCUUCGAUGGGAGGUUCGGAAAGACAGCCCGUCUGUACGAUGUCUAGACUUUCUCAUGGCGCCAAGAUCGCCAAGGGUGGACGUAAAGUCAGAUGCACCAUUGUACAAAAAUAG